Molecule: messenger RNA, 3423 nt
Organism: Mugil cephalus (flathead mullet)
Lineage: Eukaryota; Metazoa; Chordata; Actinopteri; Mugiliformes; Mugilidae
Gene: klf3
Product: Kruppel-like factor 3 (basic)
Exons: 6
Coding region: 348-1352 (334 amino acids)
Biological process (GO): regulation of transcription by RNA polymerase II
Molecular function (GO): RNA polymerase II cis-regulatory region sequence-specific DNA binding; DNA-binding transcription factor activity, RNA polymerase II-specific
Source: RefSeq, a predicted model, not a curated record
CAUGUGACGGCAGCAGUUUGUGAACGACAAAACCAGAGAGAGACACACUCUGUCUCACACAGAGAGACACGCGCACAGAGACGGAGAGGAGUUUCGCAACUUAGGGAAGUUUUGUGGACCCGGGUCGUCUUUGGUUUUAUUUUUAUUUAUUUUUUUUUUUGCUCCCUCUCUCUCUUUCGGUCUUUCUUUCUUCCCUUUUGGUGCCAGUGACCAGCGGGAGGUCUGACCGUCGCCUGCGUCACUUUUUCAGCGGAGUUGUCUAAUUGAGUUUGUCGCGGGAUCCGAGCGUCUCUCCUGCAGGAUUAGACCGUGUCCCUUCACCUGAGAAGAGCCUGGCCUAUGCAGCCAUGCUGAUGUAUGACUACCCUCUGAAGGCAGACAUGGAGACGUCAUUCUACCCGUCGUUAGUGAAGACCCCCGAGCCGUACGGAGUGAUCCUGCCCCAUCCCCUCUACCCGAUGCACAUGCCGGCCUUCGCCCAGUCCCGCACCACCCCGGUCAACCCCACGCACGCCCAGCUGGAGCCCGUGGACCUGUCGGUCAGCAAGCGCCCCGCCUCCACCCCGUCCCCGCCCUCCACCUCCUCGCCGGCCUCCCCCCGGAGCUCGCCGCCCUCCCCCUACAGCCCCCCCUCGCAGAUGCGCUCCUCGCCCUCCCACCCCCACCCGGGCUCCAUUCCGUACCCGCCCAUGGUGGCACCGCUGGGGCCGGAGGUCAUCGUGUCCCCGGUCAUAUUUCCCCUGCACGUCAUCUACCCUUCGCUUCACCUGCGCCCCCCGAUGAAGAUGAGCCCACCCGCCGCCGGCGAGGACGACCACCUCCGGAGCAGGGAGCACAAAACAGCCUGUCAUUAUUUCUACCCAGUUCACUGCGCGGUGCCGCAGGAGUUGCGAGGCGACGUCCACGACCCCCACAAGCCGAUCAAGACGGAGACCCGGCCCGAGCUCAUCCACGACCACCACGGCGGACACGACAUGAAGCCGUCGGUCAUCAGGAGCGAAGAGUAUAACAACCCAUCAGUAAUAGUUCAUUCAGGCGCAAAGCAUCCUCUCCCUCCCGACUCUCCUGACUCUACGCCAAAGAGGCGAAGUCACCGCUGCGACUUCCCCGGCUGCAACAAAGUGUACACCAAGAGCUCCCACCUCAAAGCACAUCGCAGGACACACACCGGUGAGAAACCCUACAAGUGCAUGUGGGAAGGCUGCACAUGGAAGUUCGCCCGUUCAGACGAGCUGACGAGACACUUCCGCAAGCACACAGGAGUCAAACCGUUCCAGUGUCCCGACUGUGAACGCAGCUUCUCCCGAUCUGACCACCUGGCUUUGCACAAGAAGCGCCACCUCAUGGUGUGAACCCCCCUCCAUCUUCGGGGCAACUUGAAAGAAACGCCAACGCUGGGUUCAAUGUUGGACUGUACCACUUUGACUUGAGGGGGGGGAGAGGGGUUAAUCUAGCCGGCCUUACACUUUGGAUUCUGACAGGGAAGUGGGGAAAUGUUCCUCAGGGUGCAAGUUUAGAGCCUUUCACCUCAUUAGCCUGAAGACGAGCUGGGGGUUUCUCUACGCAGCUCGUUUUUUUUUUUUUUUUAUGGUAGCUGUGCCAGAUCUUUGAUGUCAGCUGCGGAGGUUUCUGGAUGCUUUCUUUUUGAGGGCGGCUGCAGGAUCUCAGCGGGCCUGAGAGCGGCCGAACCAAACCUGCAUCGACACCCCAGUCUGUUCAAGCCACGCAGCACUCUCAAGCUUCUUUUUGCAACCUCGCCUCUCAUUUCUUUGCAAGUUAAAAAAAUAAAUAAAUAAAUAAAUAAAGUUGUGACUUAGACAUACACUCUCACACACGUUAUUUUGCAAGCUAGGCCAAUAAAAUGUGAAACUUUCUCGAAUGUAUCAUAUCACACCUACUGUGCAUUGUGUCAUACAUCAGCUUAUUUUUUUUUUUCUUUGCUUCCAUCGGCUCGGCUACCUGCGACUUAAUGCUAACUCCUCCUUCAUGGACCGCCACAUUAAAAGCACCACACACCUCAUCUGCCUCUACAAGCUUACAUCAUGAAGUGACGACAGGUAGCUAACGCUCGCUUUCUAUUUGUACAUACCUACACGCACACGUUUAACGCCGCACACAGCAGAAUACGUGCACUUAUUAAAAGCAGCUCAGCCUUGGUAUUGUGUACUUUUGGGGGUUAAAAACAAAGUGGGGACUGUGGGUCUCAUUCAUUGUCAGAGUGAAGUGUUUUUUUUUUUUUUUUUUUUAAUGUUUUCAUUCAGAAAUGUGAAAGUUGCUACACAGGGGCAUUAAUGUGUUUGUGUGGAAAAAGACACCACUCGGUUGGUUUUAAGGGUAGAAGCAAUGAAACGUCUUACCGUUUGACUUAUAUCAAGUUUAUGUAUCUAUGAACUAUAUUUUGGUUUGUGAUGUGACACCGCGGUAGCCUUUUUUUUUUUUUUUUCAAAUUGUAUGACACUUUUAUAUGGGAAAAUUACAAAGUGCAAAGCAGGGAAUUUUGCGCUUAAUUUCUUUUUUUUUUUUUUUUCGGAGCAGUUGAGUUAAAUUCCAAACCACCACACAGGAAAAUAUGUCUUUUUUUAAAAAAAAGGAAAUGCCGUUUAAUUUAUACAGUCGAAAUGUUUUUAUAAUUCCCCCAAAUUUGUGUGAUUUUAAAAAGAGUUAAAAAAGAAAAGAAAAGAAAGGAAAAAUCAGCUACUAAACCAUCCACUUCUUAAAUCAUGAUUUUUAGAGCACAUUUCUUUUCAGCUUCUGGAGAACAAAAUAGUUUUGUUAAUAGCGUAUUUGUACAUCUCCAAUGUGCACUUUAUAUAUAUUGAUAAAUAAAUAUAUAUAUAUAUAUAUAUUAAAUUAUAUAACUAAAGUAUAUGACAUUCCCAAAAUCAAACAUUUUGAAUCACAUCAUUUGUUUCUAUUCAUAGAUAUACUGGUCGGUUUGAUCAGAAACAUUCAACAGAAUAAUGUGACGCCAGAAAAAAGUAUAAACCCUCAUUGAUUCACACACACACACCGAAUGUAGUGGCUCAACUGAUCUAUAUGUGCUCCUUGAUACACUUUGCGGUUUUUGCUUGUAUAUGUUUUGUAUCUCUGCAAAUGCAAGUUGUAAUAUAUAUAUAUAUAUAUAUAUAUACAUACAUACAUAUAUAUAUAUAUAUACAGUACAUAUAUAUAUAUAUAUAUUUUAUUAUUGAUUAUUAGACUGAAAGGGCAAUUAAAGGUUUUUAUUAAGCAUGAUUUUGAUACUAUUAUACAUUUCUAUAAUGUCGUGUCUAUAAAAAACUCUAUCUCUUUUUAAUCUAAACGUUGGCAAUUCAAAGGGAACGUGUUAAACUGUGAACAUAUAACUGUACAGGUCUGUCUGCAAUUGUGCAUUUUUGAACAGAAUAUUCAUACCACUUAAUAAACUUAUUGGUAAUAUUUGCA